AUGGCCCCCUCGAGAACCACCGUGUCCUCCUUUGCGCUCCUGCUCCUCUCGUGCGCCGCCGUGAGCAGCGCGGCGCGAAGGCUCGAGGAGGCGGCCCCCAAGGAGGGGGAGCCCCACCUGACCGUGCCGGAGCUGCCAGUGCCAGAACACGAGCUGCCGCCGCUGCCCAAGGUCGAACUGCCGCCACUCCCGGAGGUGCACCUGCCGCCGUUCCCGAAGGUUGAGCUGCCGCCGAAGCCCGAGAUGCCGGCCAUUCCCGAGUUCCAUUUCCCGGAGCCGGAGGCUAAGCCAUGA
Messenger RNA from Miscanthus lutarioriparius, 294 nucleotides. NCBI's taxonomy places the organism in Eukaryota, Viridiplantae, Streptophyta, Magnoliopsida, Poales, Poaceae. The record is from the annotation of a GenBank genome assembly.